This is a messenger RNA of Pedinophyceae sp. YPF-701, 855 nucleotides long. The record is from the annotation of a GenBank genome assembly. NCBI's taxonomy places the organism in Eukaryota, Viridiplantae, Chlorophyta, Pedinophyceae.
AUGGCUGCAACGGCGGCUGCUGGCACCCAGGCCGGGCUCGACGAGGAUGCGUACAGGGCGCUGUACGCGCGCCAGUACUUCGACCGCCUGCUCGAGGCCGGUGCGCGCCCGGACGGCAGAGCUCUAGGAGAGACACGCGCCCUCUCCGUGACGCACGGCACCGUCACGACCGCGGACAGCUCCGCCCUGGUCAGUCUGGGCGACACAACCGUCCUUGCCUGCGUUAAGCUUGAGGUUGCCGUGCCGUCCGACGCCGCGCCCGACUGCGGCCGCAUCGAGACCGCCGUCGAAGUCUCGCCCCUCGCGGCCCCGAACCUCCGGUCCCCGGCCGCGCCGCCGCUCGCCCACACCGUCACAGAGCACCUAGCGCGCCACGUCAACAGCAACGACUGCGUCGACGCGCGGGAGCUGUGCAUCGUGCCGAGGUCCGCGUGCUGGGUCCUGCGCCUCGACGUCAACGUGCUGGGCGCGGACGGCGGCGUGCGGGACGCGGCCCUGAUCGCGGCAGUCUCGGCUCUGAGGACCCUCCGCCUGCCGCCGGUGCAGCUGAACGAUGUGGGCAACGUUGAGGCGGACGGGGGCGGGGCCGGCCGCGCGCUGACGCUGGCGCGGUUGCCCGCGAGCGUGACGUGCGGCGUGUCGCGCGGGCGUGUCAUCGCGGACCUGACCGCGGAGGAGGAGGCCCUCGUGGACGGCGCCGUGUGCGUCACGCUGGCAGACGCGGACACGCUCCUGGGCAUCGAGAAGCUCGGCGAGGCGAACACGGUGGACAUGGUCGUCCUGUCGACCUGCGUGGACUUUGCGCGACGGCGGGCGGCGGAGGUGCAGGAUCUCGUGAUGGACGUGGAGGGCUGA